Molecule: messenger RNA, 2090 nt
Organism: Drosophila persimilis
Lineage: Eukaryota; Metazoa; Arthropoda; Insecta; Diptera; Drosophilidae
Product: mucin-5AC
Exons: 3
Coding region: 483-1634 (383 amino acids)
Source: RefSeq, a predicted model, not a curated record
GCAGCAGCAGGAACAGGAACCAGACCGAGGCGCAACAACAAUAGUCCCACGCGUAGGCAGAAAGCAGCAGAAUCAAAAGCUGCACCAGGAACAAUAUAAUCAGCAGAGAAAUAACGAAAGGAAAGAAGGGGAAUUGACGAAGAAUUAGCUGUUUCCUGGUCGACAGUCGACAGCAGAAGCAUCAGUAGCGGGGAGUGUAGUAAGAGCAGGAAGAGGAACAACAAAAACGGAACACACAACAACACACAGACGCAUACACACACACACACACUAUAGAAUACCAGGAGAUAAGGAGAAGAAGCAGCAGCUGAAGCAGAGGGAUUUCUGAAAGAUUCACCGUUAGCUGGUGAACGCAACAGCAACAACAACAGAGAAACGCAGCCAACGUAAUUUUUGUAGUUUAGAGCAGAGGCAGCGACUGAACAGAAGAAGCGACAGAGUAGAGAGAAAUAGAGAGAGUGCAAUCAGAGAGAGAGAUCACGAUGUAUAAAACAAUACGUCACGGCGAGAACAGCCUGCAAUACACGAUUCUACCGCAAAACGAUGACUUCCGCAUCGAGGGUAAACUGUCGGCUGCCUCCUCGUCCUCCUCGUCGUCAUCCACCGCCACGUCCAAGCGCAGCUCGGCGGCGGGACAGCGACGACGGCGCUCUUUCUUCGCCUACCUGGGCCUGAUCUUCGUCUGCACCGUGAUCAUUGGCGCUGUCCUCAUCCCCUUCCUGGUCUCCGCCGAGUGUCUGCCCAAUCCCACGGAAUGGUUUCUCAAGACCAAGGCUGCCCUCACCCAUAGCCGGCCACCCACUGGAGCUGGAGUUGGAGCUGGAUCUGGAAAGACUUUGCCGGGGACACCGCCCACCGGGUCGCCGAUGCUACAGCUAGGUCAGAGCGUGGGAAAAACAGUUAAGAUUGUGAACCGGAAUGGAAUCGAACAGUUUGUACUGAAGGUAAACAAAACGGUCCCGGCGUCCAGCACAGGAACAGAGGAGCGGCAGCAGCCGCUGACCCCCGGCAGCAGCACAACCACAACAACAAGCACCACUACAACUACCACUACCAUGGCGCCACAGACCAGCAGCAGCACCAGUACCACAACUGCACCUACAACCACAACCAGAGAGCAGCCACCGCCGCCUCAGCUGCUCGUUCCAGUCAGCACUUCCGGAUAUUCUGCCGUGGUCCCACCGCAAGGCCAGCAGCGCCAUCUGCCGGCCACCAUGAUCACCACACGAAUCAUACAGGUGCCGCUGCUAAAGUCGGCCGCCAAGAAGCCAAUCAUGCCCCCGGUCCUGGCCAAGACGCAGGUCUCUGCAGAGCAGCACCAGCAGGCCGCAAAAAUGGAGAAGGGCCAGAACAAGAGUAACAGCGAUUGGAUAAAGACGCACUGGGCCUACAUAGAUCCCUCGACCUACUUCCAGUGGACCGGAUACAAGGACGAGGAUAGCGUGCUGCUGCCUGCCCUACUGGGAUUCGCACUCAUUGGCAUGAUUUUGAUCAUCACGGUCUGCCUGGUGGCACGCAACAAGCGCACCAUCGUAUCCUCGGUGCGCAAGCGGAAUCGUAAUGACAUUGAGGAGCAGGGAGCCGAAGACAAUGCCACGCUGCUUACCACCACGAAUCUGUCGGACGACGACUAAGGGAACUCCCGUGUCACAAGGAUCUCCGAGUAUCUCUUCUUUUUCGCCUGCUUAUCCAACGAUCCUUCGUUUGGUCCUUCUAUAUGGACGCACACACGUGCAUAGAAUGGGACACGUGCUUCGGGAGCAUUCGGAACCUUUCAAUAGCCCUUUCGCGAACGCCCAAAGGCCCCUUAUACCCAUCCCCAAGCAACUUUCACUGUUAUGUUUCUCUCCCGGAAGAAACCCCGAAAAAAAACCAAAAACAAAAAAAAGACAAAGCUGAAGCUGAAGAUGAAGACUGUUUCUUGAAAGCUUGGACACACAAAAAUAAGCUGAAAGGUUAAUUUUCCCACAAAAAAGUCUUGAAAACUCGUUUUGAAACUCUUUCCAAAAAUGUUGCUUAGGUUGUGCCUAUGUCUUUCCGUGUGUGUGAGAGAGUGUGUGCGUGUAAGUAUGUAUAGAUAUGCGUGUGUG